CUAACCUCAAAAAUCUACCAAAACAAACAAACACACACCAAAAUUAUUCUUCCAAAAAAGCUCAAUUUUCUUCAUUUUCUCCGCAUUCCUUGUCAAGAAGUUCAGUCUCUUCUGAUCCCCGAGGAAGAAAGGAAGCAAAUUUUGUGAAAAUUCUGUGAAUUCAUCAAUAAGUUUGACGAGAAACUGAGAAAAACAAACAAUGUCUCACACAACAAGACGGAAGCACCUGAUGAGGGAAUUUAUGCUGGAUAAUUUGGACCUGCCCACAGAGAAUCAGACUAUUGUCAAAGUUACGGCAUGUCCGGGGAAUAAUUUAUUCGUCGUGGAACCCCCUGGAGAUACGGAGACCUUCCUCGUGUCGCUACCUACCAAAUUCCGGAGGAAUAUGUGGGUACAGCGUGGGAGCUAUGUGCUGGUGGAGCCCAUCGACGAAGGAAAUAAGGUGAAAGCUGAGAUUGUGAAGAUUCUCAUGCCAGAGCACAUUGAGGAGUACACAAAAGCCAACAUUUGGCCAGAGAAAUUCAGGAAAACCAUAAAAGAACCCGCAGAUGCGUCUCCAAGAGACAUCACAACCCUGCCCGGUAAUCCAAAUCGACCGGAAGAAGACUCAGAGGAUGACGAAACAGCCAGCGAUUCAUCGUAGCUAAUAAAAAAAUAUUUCUUCCGGAAUGCAUUGAAUUUUUAUUUUGAAAACUUUUCAAUAUAAUUACAUUUAAUAUAAGUUAAUUUUUUUUCUUUUUAAUCACUUUAUAAAGUUGAUUAAAUUGUUGUAAAGUCGUAAAGCACAUUUUAUCCUUCUUUCGGCCUUUGCUGCCCAAUUUUGCGUGCAUUUAUGUCUCAAAAAGUGAACGCGCGAGAGAAAACUGGGAAAAUUAAUUUCUUUUUUCCUAAAUUCUACUUUUUUUUUGUUUGCUAAAUUGGCUCUUUCUAAGAGACGAAAUAAAUAUUGAAAACAA
Messenger RNA from Lutzomyia longipalpis, 956 nucleotides. RefSeq names its product probable RNA-binding protein EIF1AD. NCBI's taxonomy places the organism in Eukaryota, Metazoa, Arthropoda, Insecta, Diptera, Psychodidae. Gene Ontology annotation, biological process: translational initiation. Bases 200 to 643 code for a protein of 147 amino acids. The transcript has a single exon. Gene Ontology annotation, molecular function: translation initiation factor activity; RNA binding. Gene Ontology annotation, cellular component: nucleus. The record is from RefSeq and is a predicted model, not a curated record.